CGGUAGUACGGUCGAUAAUUUUCCACCUCUACAAAACGGCCAUCGUAAUAGUUUCGUUUUUAAUAAAAUGUUAUGUCGGGUUUGCUUGAAAGAAGCGGAAUGCUGUUUAGAAAUAUUUGAUGCCAAUGGAGAACAACUGGGGAUUGCGGGCAUACUAGAGCGGCAUUUUUGGUUUUAUCUCCUUCCGACUGACACCAUUUCAACAGCGAUAUGUCGCUUAUGUUGGCAGAAAGUAAGUGAAUUCCAUCAGUUCUAUUUAGCAGUGGAAAAGGCACAAUUCCUUUUGAACAGGACCGACGUGAAGCACGGAGCAGUUAGCCGAGUUGAGAAUGAAGAGUUUGUCGAAAGUUCGUAUCAAAUAAAGGAAGAAGAGUGUUUGGAACAUCUACUUCAGACCGAGCAAGCUGAGGAAACACUUAAUCCUUUGGCUGUACCGGAAUGUGAGGAUUGUGCGGCAGAAAGUAAGGUCAAGGAAGAGUUAAAUGUUGAAUUAAACUUGGCAGAAGAAAUUACUCCAUGUACUGGCAAAGUCGGACAGAAACGAAAGAGUGUUCGCGGAAGGCCUCCAGGAGACAAAGAAUUCAAAACUGCGGCAGAACACGAUAACGGUGAUAAUGAAUUUGAUAAUGAUGAACAGGCAAAACCAAAACAAAAGGUUAUCAAAUCAAAUUCACAAGACGCCGCCAUUGUGAAAAAACACAUUGUCCUGGGUUGUGAUCUAUGUGCGUUUGUUGGUGAAGAUUUCUUUGCAAUAAGCAAACACUUUCGAUUACAGCAUCCUAACAUUAAAGCGUACAUACGUUGUUGUAAUAAAAAGUUUACGCAACGUUGUAGAGUUGUGCAGCACGCGUAUAAACACGAGGAUCCUCAUUUUUUUAAGUGUCAAGAAUGUCAAAGAGUAUUUUCCGAUAGUACAACUUUAAGAUCUCAUAUGAUUAGCGCGCAUGCACCUGAAGAAGAACUGAACUUUGCCUGCGACCAAUGCCCAAAAAAGUUCUCGCGUAAAUAUUUGCUAGAAUUGCACCGUCCUUCGCAUGUGCCCAAGAGCGAGCACGCAUUCGUUUGCGAUCAAUGUCCAAGUAGUCGUUUCGCUAGCAGCCGCUUGUUGAAAAUUCACAUUAGUAUGCAGCAUCGUCGGGCAAAGCGCGUUUGCCAUGUAUGUGCCAAAGAGAUACGCAGCAAAGCCGCAUUUGAAAAGCACCUACGCGUACAUAUCGGAGAUAGUGAACCCCGAAUAAAAUGUCCAAGGCCAGACUGCGAUCGCUGGCUUAAAGAUGCAGAGAAUUUACGGCAUCAUAUGAAACGGCACAGUGUCGAAGGGCAGGUACUCACAUGUAAGGAAUGUGGGCGCACUUAUAAGAACCGUCCAGCGCUUUAUAGUCACAUGUUCUAUGUGCACCCCAAAGAAGUAUUCGCAUGCAAACAAUGCAAUAAAACAUUUAAAAAGGCGAUUUCUUUGCGA
This is a messenger RNA of Rhagoletis pomonella (apple maggot), 1462 nucleotides long. RefSeq names its product transcription factor grauzone-like. Gene Ontology annotation, molecular function: zinc ion binding; DNA-binding transcription factor activity. Lineage: Eukaryota; Metazoa; Arthropoda; Insecta; Diptera; Tephritidae. The record is from RefSeq and is a predicted model, not a curated record. Gene Ontology annotation, cellular component: nucleus.